Messenger RNA from Drosophila innubila, 609 nucleotides. RefSeq names its product chromobox protein homolog 1 (gene HP1e). Lineage: Eukaryota; Metazoa; Arthropoda; Insecta; Diptera; Drosophilidae. The transcript has a single exon. The record is from RefSeq and is a predicted model, not a curated record. The coding region runs from base 1 to 528 and encodes 175 amino acids. Gene Ontology annotation, biological process: negative regulation of transcription by RNA polymerase II; chromatin organization. Gene Ontology annotation, cellular component: pericentric heterochromatin; nucleus. Gene Ontology annotation, molecular function: chromatin binding.
AUGAAUUCGGAAGAUAAACAUUGCUUAACUCCUUCAGAAGUGGGCAGCGAUGAAGAUGAGGAAUAUUUUGUAGAAAAGAUAAUUCAUCGUCGCAUGCACGCAGGAGAACUGGAAUAUUUGGUUAAGUGGAAAGAAUGUUCGGAUGAGGACAAUACCUGGGAGCUUGCAAAGAAUCUGAACUGCCCAUCAUUAAUUGAUGAAUUUGAAACGCAACGUCAAUUGAAGAAUAUGAAACGUAAGGCCGAACUGGUAGAGAAUGCUCUUUAUCAAACUAAAGCAAAACGAUUGAAAAUUGAAGCAGAAACUGUAAUGAGCAAUGCUUUUGAUAAUGGAUAUGAAGUUGAAGAAAUAUUAAGUGCCGCGAAAAUCAAUGGACAAAUAUUAUUUCUUGUUAAAUAUUUGGACUUGGAUCAACCAGAAACUGUUUCAUCAAAGGAAGCUUAUGCACAUGUACCUCAGAUGGUACUUAAAUUCUAUGAGAGACACUUCAGAUUCCGACAACAUUUCUUAGUUAAAUCAAGCGACUAAUUAGAUUAAUUCUAUCAAGGAAUAUCUUUUUAAGUUGAUUUUAUAGACUGAGCUAUAAAUAAAAAAAACGAUCUGAUUUUA